Messenger RNA from Porites lobata, 5518 nucleotides. The record is from the annotation of a GenBank genome assembly. NCBI's taxonomy places the organism in Eukaryota, Metazoa, Cnidaria, Anthozoa, Scleractinia, Poritidae.
AUGAAGCUUUACCCUAAAAGUGACCUUACGAAUUCAGAUAAGAUCUUCGACCUCCUUCAAGAGUCUUUUGGCGAGAAGCGUUCUGUUCCCCAGCUCUUAAAAGCCUUUUACGACCGCCGACAGAGGGAAGGCGAAACCCUUCGUGCAUUCUCCCAUGCCCUGAGAGAACUGCAAGCCAAGAUAGAAAAGAAAAGUGUGACCAAAUCAAGUGGCCAAGACGCAGCUCUUCGAGACCACUUCGCCGAAAAUGUUAGAGAUCCCCUCCUUCGGAAGGAACUCAAGAAGUUUAUCAGAACACACCCAGAAAUUUCCUUUCUAGACACCAGAGAGGAAGCUAUUCGAUGGCCCGAAGAAGACGAGAGGUCCUGUGGACCACGCCCCAGGGUGGCUUCGUCGCAUGAGAACAGUACCUCCACUAAGCCCUCUUCCCUCGAAUAAGCCAUGAAUGAGAUGAUUAAAACCCUGCAAGGCCAGCAAAAGGCUAUCGAAGACCUAGCAGCCAAUCUCAAGAAGCUGAAUACAGUGCCCACCAACAGAGGACAGAAUGCACAGUUUCAGCCCCAGUUUCAGCGGAGACAGCCCAGACCGACGCAGGUGGUGACAGGUGUUAGCAGUGUGGAGCACCAGGACACUUUGCCCGGAAUUGUACAGCAAGAAGUAGACCCCCACCCCUCCGGAACCUCACCCCUAGGCCUCCACCUAACCUGUCAAACUAGCCCCCCCUGCUGCUGAGAGUCAGGCGGCAGGAGGGAACAGUCUUGGCUCACCUUGUACCCCGCAGUUACCUGGAAUUGUCUAUGAGAGAGCAGUCGGAAGUUGUCCAGUCACCACUGUGAAGCUGGGAGGAGUACAUGUACACUGUCUUCUUGACUCGGGAUCACAAGUCUCCACCAUCACUGAGAGUUUCUUUACUAAUCACUUCCGCCCUAGAAGAAGCAAAUUACUUGACAUAAACCAAUGGGUUACCCUUACAGCUGCUAAUGGCCUGGAAAUACCAUACAUUGGUUACCUGGAACUAGACUUUGAAGCACAAGGUGUAACCAUCCCUAACAGAGGUGUUCUCGUGGUACGAGACCCUCCUGAUCCCCAGUCAAGAGCCCGUAAAGAGGCUGUGCCAGGUCUGAUUGGAAUGAACAUUAUACAAAGAAAGAACCAAGAGAUUAAAGAACCCAAACUCCUAGAAGACUCUGCUUGGACUAAUACACUUCAAGCUGCAGGAAAGGCUAUGACGUCAGUUAGAGGAUUUGCGAAGAUUGCAGGCAAAAGCGAUGUUAGGAUCCCAGCUGGAAUGGUCACAACUGUAGAUGCCACUGGUUAUCGAGGAUCGCAGCCUGGUGAAGAUCAUCCUCGGAGACCCAGGGGCAGUCGGGUCGAUAAAAUGUUCGUGGUGAAAGUUUACUGUAAGAUCGAGACGAGCCCCUGGGCACUUACUCUUACCGAACCAGUUCCAGAAGCGUUUGAAUUGCCUGUUUCUGAUUGGCCAGAAAAAAUUUUUUCUGGCCAAUCAGCGAAGAGAAGCUGCCGUGUGACUCUCGUGUUUUCUUACACGACGUAGUUUUCCUCAUCGACGGCCAUAGUUGCGUAGCGCGUUCAAGGAGGAAAGUUUCUCGACGAAAGUUUCAGAACAAAAUGUUAACAAUCCGCAAAAUUGCAACCUUUAGCACGGCUACAAGAAACAAACACUCUCCGAUGAAUUUUUAGGGCGGAUCUUUCCAAGGUAUCGUAAAUUUUUAUUGCUGAUACGAUACCCGAUGCAUGACUUUCACUUUCCACCCCUGAAUUUUCUCACAUUGUCUAGUAUACAACACCAAGCUUACAUUUUAGAUGUCCAUGUUCGUUGCACGACUUCUGAAACUUUCUACAGCGUGAAAAUUUCCGUUGACGGGCCACGCAACUACGUCGAUUGAUCUUGGGAAAUGCCGGCUAACUGCAGUGCCUUCUUCUUGCUUUCUCUCCAAACUCCUUUCGAAACUUUUAAGCUUAAAAUCUUACAGCAGUUGACCGUACGAAUUCUGCUGAAGUUGAUAGUAGUGUUAACUUUAGAUUCGAGGGAGACCUCCAGCAAGCGCAUGAAGAAUUAGAAGGCUUUUCUUUGUUUCCUCUGGUACAGUGGUACAGUUCAAAGCGAAGCAAAGAUUUAUUAUUGAGAAGAUUGUGGAAAGGAGAGAUGUUUUUGGGCAAUUGAUAGAGGAGUCUAACCUUCCAAAUGUUGCCUAUAAGCUUGGGGGUUUAAAAAUCGUUAGAUGCUAAAGGUUAUGAAUUCCCUAGUAAUCCAUUGGUCAUAGUGAUUUCACCUCUCAUGUCAAUUGUUGUGGACCAGGUUAAGUACUCGAGGUCACUAGGAAUUCAGGCCGCUUUCUUAGGGGAAAGCAAAACAAAAGAUCAGUGUUACGGCCCAUCGUCGUACUAGUACUCGGGUCAUUAAAAGCCCCGUGAGACUGGACCUGUGAGAGUAGAAUAAAUUAUGUAGAUAACACGUCACGUGACUUCCUUGCUAGUCGCUCGUAGAUUUGUUGUAAGUCGGGUUCCGGGCAGUACAUUAACCUGUUGUAAAUCGGUGUAUUGUAAAUCAAGCGCAUUAAAGUUGUGUUCAAGUGUUCAAGUUUGUAUUCCAUCGCUUCCUUAACAAUCAGAAAUAUUUAAUGGAUAGGGAGUGUUUUCUUUGUUGUAUGGAAGCCCAGAAUCAUUAACUGGGGAACAAGAAAUUCAGGGCAAUGUUCUUUAAGGAAUUUUACCAGAAGAAUCCCGUUGCAGGUACAUACAGCUGUUCAUUGGAAAGUAUGCUGAUUUGUUUAUUAGGAAGGUUGCUACACUGAGUUCAUUGUGGGGAGUUCUGAAGGGGUAAAAUGGGAUGUUGUUGCUCUGGAAAAAUGGGAUUUAAGUCACUGGCAGGGGGAAUCUAUCACUGAGAAUGGGAAAAAAAUGUAAAAAAUGGGAAUUGAGGGUUAAACAGUUUCAAUGGGAUAGAUAUGCCCCCUUCAGGACCCCCAUUAUACUUAACAGUAGAUCUGGCUUUUAUUCAAGGAUGCUCAGUAAUCUUAUGUCUAAAAGCUGACAGACUCUUCACAAGAAUUAUCAUGUUUUUUUUGUCGCCAUUUAUUGACAAUUGAAAGGUGAUGAAGUAAGCCUUGCGACUGCUUAAUUAAGAUAAUAGUGCAAUUGAACAUUUACAUAUUAUAAAUGGAAAAACACCCCAUAAUACAGAACUACAGAUGCCAUUACAUUAAUUUUAUUUUUAAGCUGUUGAGAUUUUUUUUUUUACUUUUUUAUUGGAGUUCACAUGUCUACUUAUAAUACUGCUUGAGUUAUGUAUAUACUAGGGAGCUGUAAUAUUUUAUUUUAUUUUAAUUUGUUGAUUGUUUCUGUCCCAAAGGGUUUGUUUUACUAGGUAGCCAACAAGUAUACUUGAGUUUAUUAUUUGAAAACUGUCUAGAAAAAUGGGGUGUGCUUUAUAUUGGGGUGCACAUUAUACACAAGUAAAUAUGGUAUACCUACACAUAACAUACCAAAACUGUUUUCCAACACUCUCUGGAAAAAGGGAACUGUGCUGAAAUUGUCUCUUACUGUUUUCGAUAAUUCUAAAAGUCUUUCUUCUUUUAGAUUUCAUUAAGCGUACAACCUGUAGAAGAGAAAAAACUCCUUCCUUUUUUGAUGACAGUGAUGAAAACAGCAGAAUCAUUCCAAGCCACUUAUGUUGCGACAUCAGUGCCAAAGACUGUUAGUCUACUUAAAGAAAAUCAAUAAUCUGUGACAGGAAUUUCAAGAAUCAAAUCUUCACUUCUUGUAUUCUAGAAUUUGUAUUCUAAUAAGUUAUGUUCUGUGGAAAGUAUUUUAAAGACACUGUGUGGAAUGGUGACCAUGCAAUGAAGAUUUUUACCUUUCUGAAGAGGGUGUUUAAAGAUUUAAAAAUAAUUAUCAAUGAAGAAUAUUAUUGUCAGAUGAGGAGAAUUAUGAUAGGGAAGUUAUGAAAUAUCAAACAAAUGCACCAAAGGAAAAUUUUUAAUAUUGCAGCAUUAUUUUUUCAAAAUAAGUCCAAUCUUGUACCAUCAAUGCCAAGGGAGUUAAAACAAUGGCACUGUGGAUGUGUUUGAGGGGGUCAGUAAGUGGAAACAUCAAGUCAAUCAUAGAUAAGUAGUUUGGCAAAAAAACACAUAUUAUGUGAAAUUAUUUUUAUACAUGUAUCUUAUAAUAAAAAUUAAUUUCUACUAUAUUAGCCAUAAUUCUAAUCACAGUGAGGAUUAACCCAGGUUCUCUUAUGGGGUCUAGUAAGCCAGAGCCCCAGGUCCUUGAAAUCAAGAGCUGAAGUUGGAUCUUUGGAAAGUGUCCCUAUUGCUUGGUCUCUUCUCCCUGGAAUUUCCUUAAGAGCGUUCACUUCUUGUAAAGUUUUAGUGACUACAAAAAUAUCUAUAUAGACUUCCCACCCUUCCACGAUUUCUCAACUCUGUACCUACACGUAUCACACACUGCGCGUUUAUCGCCCUCCAAAACUUUCACACCAACCACACAUUUUCGCAAACUCAACUUUAUUUUUUUUCUUCACUUAUCCGUAAAAAUAAACCCACACAACCUGCAAAAAUCGACCUCACUUAACAAGUCAGGAUUCAGCACAUAACCGGACCGAGAUUUCGAAAUAAACACAACGGCUGUAUUUAAAAUACGUACGGUAAGGGAUCGAGUUUGGCGCGAAAGCAAGAAGGUGCGUGCACUGCAGCAAGCCAGCAAUUCCCACGAUCAAUCGACGUAGUUGCGUGGCCCGUGCAACGGAGAUUUUCACGCUGUAGAAAGUUUCAGAAGUCGUGCAACGAACAUGGACAUCUAAAAUGUAAGCUUGGCGUUGUAUACUAGACAAUGUGAGCAAAUUAAGGUGUGGAAAGUGAAAGUCAUGCAUCGCGUAUCGUAUCAGCAAUAAAAAUUUACGAUACCUUGGAAAGAUCCGCCCUAAAAAUUCAUCGGAGAGUGUUUGUUUCUUGUAGCCGUGCUAAAGGUUGCAAUUUUGCGGGUUGUUAACAUUUUGUUCUGAAACUUUCGUCGAGAAACUUUCCCCGUUGAACGCGCUAAGCAACUAUGGCCAUCGAUGAGGGAAACUACGUCGUGUAAGAAAACACGAGAGUCACCCGGCAGCUUCUCUUCGCUGAUUGGCCAGAAAAAAUCAGAAGCAGGCAAUUCAAACGCUUCUGGAACUGGUUCGGUAAGAGUAAGUGCCCAGGGGCUCGUCUCGAUCUUACAGAAAACUUUCACCACGAACAUUUUAUCGACCCGACUAACCGCCCCUGGGUCUCCGAGGAUGGGUGAAGAUGCAAUUGUCCUUAUUUAGCCCCUAAGAGAUUUGUCAUGUCAUGGACAGGUAAUCAUGAGCACCCUCUCAUCAGUCAGUCGAGGACGUGUCAAAGUACAAGUUGCUAACAUAGCACAAGAAGACGUUUGGCUCCGCCCCCGUGAGAGAAUUGGUAUAAUGCAUGCAGUAGCAGGUGUCCAGGAUGACAACCAGGCAGUUAUCUUCUUCAGUCUCUGCCAGUGA